AUGUUUGAGCAGUAAUCUAAAGCAACAGAAUAUUUACAUUUGAUUUUAAAUAUAGCUAUUUCCUCUCUUUUUGCAGUAUUGGAAUAGCUAAUGUGUAAUAUUGCAGGGGCAAUAAUUUGGGAUCUAGUAUUUAUUCCUUGUGGUAUAAUAUUCUCAUUACUAUACAUAACUCAAUAUUUUCAUUGGAAUAAAGGUAUAACAAAUAGAUUCAAUUAGGUGAUUUAUCUUCAUUUUUUUUUUGGGUCCUAGUAAUGAAGAGAAUAUUUGUUUUUGGAAUUAAUGAAGGAGAGUUUAUCUACUUUUUAUUUGGAUUAUUAAAUGGAAUUUAUACAAACAAAUUAAAUGUUAAGGAUAAGAAAAAGUAUUAUUGGAAGUCUAAAACAAUCAUUUAAGUUUUAGUUUUAUCUGCUUUGAUAAUAUUUAAUUUGAUGCAAGAAGAUAGAGAAUAAAGUAUAACUUUAACAAUAAUUAUCAUAAUUGUUUCAAUAAUAAUAGGCAUUAAUGAUAAUAUUGAUUUAUAAAAUUAAACAACAAAGUCAGAAGAAUAUUAAACAGAUUUAAAACACCAUUAAUUUGAAAUUAAGAAAUCUCAAACUACAAUAGUUUAAAUGUAAUAAUAAUAAUAGCAAUAUUAAUAAUAGUACUAAUAAUAUUAAUAAUUAUAAUAAAAAUCUAAUUGGGAAUAAUAUUAAUAAUAAACAGAUGAGUGGAUUUGCAAGAUGGAUUUGAACAAAUAUUCCUUAAUAGAAAGUUUAAAUUCUUGUGAAUAAAAUUAUGCAAUGAGAAAAUCCUUAGGGGAUUAUAAAAUUUCAAUUUAAUAAUUAUUUCAAAAUUUAAUGAUUACAAGCCAAUCUACUAAUUUAUAAUAAUCAAUUAAUUUAUGGUCAGAAAUAUUGGAAACUAAUUCAUUGUAAAAUUGGCUUGAAAAAAACUUUUUUUCAGAGAGUUCAGCAGGUAAAUUAGAAUAAGCCAGAUAAAAAUAAUAUAGAUAUAAUAUUGAUGGUAUUUAAGGAAUACAAGAGGAUUAAUUAUCAAUAAUUUCACCUUAUAAUGAAGGUAGAAACAAUUAUAAUAGAGAUCAAGUUCAUGAAUUAUCUGGAUUAUCAGCUAUUUAAUAACAUGGAGAUAUGCAAGGAUCUAAUUCAGUUUUAUCUAAUAAGACAACUUUAGGUUGUUAUUUUUUGAUAAAUUAACUAAAGAUAGAGAUGAGUGUAUCAAUAUUUUUGAUGGAAGAUGAAUUAGAUACUAAAAAAUCAAUUUUAAUUUUGGUAAUAAGAAAUAUUGACAAAGAAUUUAAAAAAAUGAAAACAAGUAUUGAGAAAACUGAAUAAUAGAGAAUUGUAUUCUAUAAAUAUAUAAAAAGAGUAGCUGAUGAUGUUAGUUAGAUAUUAUAAUAAAUAAUGCAUAUAAAAAUGAAAUUAGAUUAGCGUUAAAAGUAAUAUAUUAUAAUAAACUAAAAGAGAAUUUGAAAAGAUAAAGUAAAGCAACUUUAUUUCAUUAUCUUUUUGUGAUGAUAAUGCAUUUGUCAAGUCUGAAAGAAUGAUAGGAGAUGUGAAACUAUCACAACAUUUAUGUGUGCCUAAUUAACCUUCUGGAUUAAACUUAAAUUAAAAAGUGACGUCAUCUAUAAGUUAGAAUCAUGAUACUUAGGAGGAAUAAUUAUAGAAAUUAUAUUCAAUUUCAUUACCAAGUGAGUUAAUAAAAUAAAUAGAUAAAUGGUAAUCAAAUUUAUUAUUGAUGGAAUAAAAUAAUUUUAAUUUUUUUGAAUUAUUUUCAACUAUUGAAUUUAAAACUAAUAAAUUUAAUUUUAUUAAGAGUUUAAACAGUGUAAAGGAUUUAUUUAAACAUGAUAAUUUUAUAUCAAAAUAUAAUAUCACAAUUUCAUUUGAAUUGCAUAAUGAAAACGAAAUGGUAUUGACAUCAGAUAAACGAAAAAUAAAAUAAGUGCUUAUGAAUAUAAUAAAAAAUUCGAUUUAAUCUUUUGAUUAUAAUUAAUCAAGAAGUUAAUCUGAAAAGUUGACUGUUAUGUCAACCGAAUAAAAAUAAGAUAUAAAAUAAUAAGAAUUAAAAGUAUAAAAUACUAUCAUAAUAAAAUCAUGGGCAGAUGAGGAUAAAAUAAUUGUAGAGGUAAUUGAUAAUGGUGGAGGAAUUAAAUAAGAUAUGCUCAAAAAUAGAAUCUAAGAUUGUAAAUUAGGAUUACAAGCAUGUCGUAAAAUUUUGAAACAUCUUUCACAUGAUCCUAGGAAACCAUUAGAGAUUAUUAAUUAUGUGAAAACUAAAGAUGGAAUCAAGGGAACUCUUGUACAAUUUACUUUAUCUAAAUAAUUUGUACCUACUUAAUCAAAUGAAGAAAAUGUAUUCUCUGAUUCAUUGACUAUGAAUAACAAAGUUGAAUUAAAUUGA
Paramecium pentaurelia is the source of this 2403-nucleotide messenger RNA. The record is from the annotation of a GenBank genome assembly. Lineage: Eukaryota; Ciliophora; Oligohymenophorea; Peniculida; Parameciidae.